Messenger RNA from Choloepus didactylus (southern two-toed sloth), 3607 nucleotides. It is a transcript of the gene STAT6, whose product is annotated as signal transducer and activator of transcription 6. The record is from RefSeq and is a predicted model, not a curated record. Gene Ontology annotation, molecular function: RNA polymerase II cis-regulatory region sequence-specific DNA binding; DNA-binding transcription factor activity, RNA polymerase II-specific. The transcript has 24 exons. Lineage: Eukaryota; Metazoa; Chordata; Mammalia; Pilosa; Megalonychidae. The coding region runs from base 390 to 2933 and encodes 847 amino acids. Gene Ontology annotation, biological process: cell surface receptor signaling pathway via JAK-STAT; growth hormone receptor signaling pathway via JAK-STAT; regulation of transcription by RNA polymerase II.
GCCUGCCUCUCCGGUUUGGGGGCAUGGAGGCCUCUCUGGGUCUCUUGGUCUCCCCCAGCUCCUCAAAAGCUGCAGAAACCAUCCAGUAGUUAUGAAGAUGACUCAGAAGCAUUUGCUGAACAAGUUUUUAUUUAACCCAGAAACAGAUAGGAACUUUGCCAAGGCUGCCCAGCAGACUGGUAUUCAAACCUGCCCCUCGGGAAUCUGCAGGCAGCAGCUCCAGCUUGCACGGGUUCCCACUGGGCCCACUUUCUCUUCUCGGUGUCGUCAGAGCUCCAGGGAGGGACCUGGGUAGACAGAGAAGCCGGAAACAGUGGCUAGGGCAGCCACUGCUUACACUGGAGAGGAAGGACGGGAAAGGAUUGUGUGCACCCUCCCAACCCCAGAUCAUGUCUCUGUGGGGUCUGGUCUCCAAGAUGCCCCCCGAAAAACUGCAGCGGCUCUAUGUCGACUUUCCCCAACACCUGCGGCAUCUCCUGGGCGACUGGCUGGAAAACCAGCCCUGGGAGUUCCUGCUCGGCUCAGACGCCUUCUGCUGCAAAGUGGCCAGUGCUCUCCUCUCAGCCACCAUCCAGCGCCUUCAGGCCACUGCUGGAGAACAGGGAGAGGGGAGCGCCCUCUUGCAACACAUCAGCACCCUGGAGAGCAUAUACCAGAGGGACCCACUGAAGCUGGUGGCCACUUUCAAACAAAUACUUCAAGGGGAGAAAAAAGCUGUUAUGGAACAGUUCCACCACUUGCCAAUGCCCUUCCACUGGAAGCAGGAAGAACUCAAGUUUAACACAGUACUGCGGAGGCUGCAGCACCGGGUGGGGGAGACCCGCCUUCUCCGAGAAGCCCUGCAGCAGGGGGCUGAAGCUGGCCAAGUGUCUCUGCACAGCUUGAUAGAAACUCCUGCCAAUGGGACUGGGCCAAGCGAGGCCCUGCCAGUGUUGCUGCAAGAGGCUGUGGGGGAGCUGGAGGCCGCCCAGGCCCUGGUGCUGAAGAGGAUCCAGAUUUGGAAACGGCAGCAGCAGCUGGCAGGGAAUGGAGCACCCUUCGAGGAGAGCCUGGCCCCUCUACAGGAGAGGUGUGAGAGCCUGGUGGACAUUUACUCCCAGCUGCAGCAGGAGGUGGGGGCGGCUGGUGGGGAGCUGGAGCCCAAGACCCGGGCAUCGCUGAUUGGCCGGCUGGAUGAAGUCCUGCGAACCCUCGUCACCAGCUCUUUUUUGGUGGAGAAGCAGCCCCCUCAGGUUCUGAAGACUCAGACCAAGUUCCAGGCUGGAGUUCGGUUCCUGUUGGGUCUGCGGUUCCUGGGGGCCCCAGCCAAGCCCCCAGUGGUCAAGGCUGACAUGGUGACCGAGAAGCAAGCAAGGGAACUGAGCAUGCCCCAGGGGCCCGGUGCUGGAGCAGAAAGCACUGGGGAAAUCAUCAACAACACAGUGCCCCUGGAGAACAGCAUUCCCGGGAACUGCUGCUCUGCCCUGUUCAAAAACCUGCUCCUGAAGAAGAUCAAGCGGUGUGAGCGGAAAGGCACCGAGUCUGUCACCGAGGAGAAGUGUGCUGUGCUCUUCUCCACCAGCUUCCCGCUCGGCCCCAACAAACUCCCCAUCCAGCUCCAGGUCCUGUCUCUGCCCUUGGUGGUCAUCGUCCAUGGCAACCAAGACAACAAUGCCAAAGCCACCAUCCUGUGGGACAAUGCCUUCUCUGAGAUGGAGCGCGUGCCCUUUGUGGUGGCUGAGCGGGUGCCCUGGGAGAAGAUGUGUGAAACUCUGAACCUCAAGUUCAUGGCUGAGGUGGGGACCAACCGGGGGCUGCUCCCUGAGCACUUCCUCUUCCUGGCCCAGAAGAUCUUCAAUGACAACAGCCUCAGCAUGGAGGCCUUCCAGCACCGCGCCGUGUCCUGGUCACAAUUCAACAAGGAGAUCCUGCUGGGUCGGGGCUUCACCUUUUGGCAGUGGUUUGAUGGUGUCCUGGACCUCACCAAACGCUGUCUCCGGAGCUACUGGUCAGACCGGCUGAUUGUAGGCUUCAUCAGCAAACAGUACGUCACUAGCCUUCUUCUCAAUGAGCCCGAUGGAACCUUCCUCCUCCGCUUCAGCGACUCAGAGAUCGGGGGCAUCACUAUUGCCCACGUCAUCCGCGGCCAGGAUGGCACCCCACAGAUAGAGAACAUCCAGCCCUUCUCUGCCAAGGACCUAUCCAUUCGCUCACUAGGGGACCGAAUCCGGGACCUUGCUCAGCUCAAAAACCUCUACCCCAAGAAACCCAAGGACGAGGCCUUCCGGAGCCACUACAAGCUUGAACAGAUGGGUAAGGAUGGCAGAGGUUAUGUCCCAGCUACCAUCAAGAUGACUGUGGAAAGGGACCAGCCACUUCCCACCCUGGAGACUCAGAUGCCUACUAUGGUGCCCACUUAUGAUCUUGGAAUGGCCCCUGAAUCCUCCAUGAACAUGCAGCUCAGCCCAGAUAUGGUGCCCCAGGUGUACCCACCACACCCUCACUCCAUCCCCUCAUAUCCAGCCCUCUCCCCGGAAGAAUCGGUCAAUGUGUUGCCACCCUUCCAGGAACCUCACCUGCAGAUGCCCCCUCGCCUGAGCCGGAUUAGCCAGUCCUUUGACCAGCCUCACCCCCAGGGCCUGAUGCCGUGCCAGCCGCAGGAUCAUGCUGUGUCCACCCCUGAGCCCCUGCUCUGCCCAGAUGUGACCAUGGUGGAAGAAAGCUGCCUUAGCCAGCAGGUGGAAGGGUUCCCUCAGGGUACCUGGGUGAGUGAAGACAUGUUCCCUCCCCUGCUGCCCCCUACUGAACAGGACCUCACCAAGCUUCUCCUGGAGGGGCAGAGGGAGUCAGGUGGAGGGCCCUUGGGAGUUCAGCCCCUUCUGCAGCCCUCCCGCUAUGGGCAGCCUGGGAUCUCCAUGUCCCACCUGGACCUAAGAGCCAACCCCAGUUGGUGAUCCCAGCUGGAGGGGAAGCCCAGAGAGACAGCUAUUCUACCCCCACGGGACCUGCUCUGGACACCUGCCCAUGCUCCUGCCAAGCAGCACAUGGGGAGGGUGCCCUCCCACCCCCACCCCCUCCCCGGCCAAGAGACUUUGCCAGGGGAAUACACUGUGGGUGGAGCAGAUCCACUCCUUUCCUCCCACCCCAACAGACACAUACCCCAGCCACCUCCUUCCAGCACAGGAAGGGAAGUUCAGGCUUCAGUGUGGGACACACUCCAACCUGCUUGCACAUACAGAACACACACACACAAACACACACACACACACACACAGCUCUCCUUGGAAGACAGGGCUGGGCAGGAUGGGAGCUGGGCAGCAGCGCAGGUCAGGGCAUGGAGUGCUUCUCCGCCCAUUCUGUGCCAGGGCCCAGGACGCACAUGUAGAAAAAAAACAGACACGUGCACACAUUCGCACCAGAGGCUGGGGAUGGAAUGGAAAGGCUGGGGCUCAGCCCUGGGGGUAAGGAGAGGAGGGGUCUGUACAUUUGGUUACUGAUGUGGGUUCUGACCAGAUUAAAAAAAGAAACAAAACAUCCCAAACCACCCCAAAUUCCUGCGUCAGAUGGAGGCUUUUGGUAUGUGUAUGAGAUUGUAUACAAGUAAGUAUAAAUGCCAUUUCUUCAUGUA